AUAACCUUGAUUUUGACAUAUGUAUUACAUAUGUUAACGUGGAUAACCGGGUUGUGUUUUGAGAUUUAGCAAAGUGUUUUUUCGAUCAUUUACUUUAUGUAUUAGUAUAAAUAAACUAAAUAUGUAUUUGAUUUGCAUCAGUGUAAUUUUGUUCGUUAGUGUUGUAGCUGACGAAUCGUGUCAAACGUUUGCAGGUGGUAGCGUCUACCCUGCAUCAGAAAAACAAGCCGAUCAUAAUUUACAGUAUUCGAAAGCAGUCAUUUCUAAACAAGCGCCGUACUGGGAGGGCACGGCUGUUAAAAAUGGAGAAUUUGUACAUUUAAAAUCCACGGAUUAUUUAGGGAAAUAUUUAGUUUUCUUUUUUUAUCCCCUCGAUUUUACUUUUGUAUGUCCAACUGAAAUAUUGGCAUUUAGUGAUAGGAUAGAAGAAUUUAAAAAAAUUAAUACAGAAAUCGUUGCUUGUUCAGUAGAUUCUCACUUUACUCAUUUAGCUUGGAUAAAUACACCGAGAAAAGAAGGUGGAUUAGGAAAUGUUAACUUCCCAAUUCUUUCCGAUUUAACUCAUAGUAUUUCGAAAGAUUACGGGGUUUAUUUGGACGAUUUAGGUCAUACUUUAAGGGGAUUGUUUAUUAUCGAUAAAAAAGGAACAGUAAGACAAAUUACCAUGAACGAUUUACCUGUUGGUAGAAGUGUUGAUGAAACAUUACGGUUGGUUCAAGCUUUUCAAUUUACCGACGAAAAUGGCGAAGUUUGUCCUGCAGGAUGGAAACCAGGACAAGAUACGAUUAUACCUAAUCCUGUUGAAAAGAAAAAAUAUUUCGAAAAACAUUGAAUGAAUUCAAUUUAAUUGGACUGAAACAAUAUUUAUUACAUCACACAUAACAACAACAAAGACAUCACUUUUUUAAUUGUUAAUAUCAAUAAGAAAAACUUUAUUUCUAGUAAAAUCUUCUUAAAACCAA
This is a messenger RNA of Diorhabda carinulata, 962 nucleotides long. Its product is annotated as peroxiredoxin-4. Gene Ontology annotation, cellular component: endoplasmic reticulum; cytosol. The transcript has 5 exons. Gene Ontology annotation, molecular function: thioredoxin peroxidase activity. The record is from RefSeq and is a predicted model, not a curated record. Lineage: Eukaryota; Metazoa; Arthropoda; Insecta; Coleoptera; Chrysomelidae. The coding region runs from base 122 to 832 and encodes 236 amino acids. Gene Ontology annotation, biological process: hydrogen peroxide catabolic process; cell redox homeostasis; response to oxidative stress.